CAGAUAUAUGGGCAUAGGAUUGUCCACAGAGGAGUUUGGAAAUAAUAUGAGCAAACUGCCAGGCUGGGACAAGCACUCUUAUGGUUACCACGGCGACAACGGACAUACAUUCAACUCUGCAGGGAACGGACAACCUUACGGUCCAACGUUUACAACGGGUGACGUUGUAGGAUGCGGAGUGAAUCUUGUGGACAACACUUGUUUUUACACGAAAAAUGGUGUGCACCUAGGCAUUGCAUUCACAGAUCUGCCUAGCAACUUGUAUCCAACCGUAGGCCUUCAGACGCCUGGUGAAAUCGUUGAUACAAACUUUGGUCAGAGCCCAUUUGUGUUCAAUAUAGAAGACCUCAUGCAGGAAAUGAGGAUGAAGACUAAGACAACAAUAGAGAAUUAUCCAGUACCAGAUGACCAAGGGGAAUGGCAAUCAGUGCUACACAGAAUUGUGUCAACGUAUUUAGUUCACCAUGGUUACAGUCAAACAGCCGAGAGCUUUGCUCGGAGUACAAGACAAACAAUAGCUGAAGAAGUCAUGUCAAUUAAAAACAGGCAAAAACUUCAAAGAUUAGUAUUAGCAGGUUGCAUGGGUGAAGCAAUAGCUACAACACAGAGACUCUAUCCAAAUUUACUUCAACAAAACCCCAAUCUGGAAUUCAUGCUCAAAUGCCGCCAGUUUGUGGAGAUUGUGAGUGGGACAGAGAGCGAGAUACGGCCUCCCCGCAGCGAGCCACGUAGCUCACGGUCAUCACGUUCGAGUAGUAGACAUGCAAGUCCGGCCAUGAGCCCUCAUCGUGAUAGCGCCGCUCCUUCCUCAUCCUCCCCUCAUCUCAGUAUAUCAUCACCGUUAGCUACGGACCCUCUACAAAUGCAUCAUUCAGGAAUACCAGGAGGUAGCACAAGUAGUAGUAGUAGUAGCACCGGCGGCAGGCAUGGGAGUAGUCUCCUCAACACUUCCAAACCUAUAUCACCAAAGAGUCCUAAGAACUUACAACAGCAACAUCAGCAACAGCAACAACAGCAGCAGCAACAGCAAGAUGGACUGACCACAAACACUGCAAUGACCUCAACCAUGAACGCCCUCAACCUCACCACGAACGGUAGUGUCAUGAACGGUUCCUCAAGGAUAAUAAACCCGGAGUCAGAUAUAGACAUGGAUGUAGACUGUCAUGAAACCAAUGGUGUUCACACUAAUGGAAAUAGUAGUAAUGGACAUGCUGUGACAAACGGCAAGGCAUUAUCAUCAUCAUCAGUCAAUGGUGUGUGCCCACCCACAGAAGAUAUGGAAACAGAUGAACUAGAAGGUACAUCGUUACCACCCGUCCGUCAGCUCUGUGGAGGGAGCCAUUCAGCAAUUGAACAUAUGCUCAAAUUUGGUCGGGAACUUCAGUGCUUCUACGACAAAAUCACCAGGGAGAACGGCAAGAACGAAACCAAUGCCAAUGCUUUACGGGAGGCAUUUAGUUUGUUAGCCUAUGCAGACCCAUGGAAUAGUGAAAAAGGGUACCAGCUAGAUCCAUUAUUACGAGAACCAGUCUGUGCCGCAUUAAAUAGUGCCAUAUUAGAAUCACAGAACAUGCCCAAGCACCCGCCUCUGGAGCUUGCCCUAUGUCAUGUGACCGAGACCAUGAAACUCAUGUCCAAGUACGGAGCAGGGUCAUGUGCUUUCUCAGGAGUAGACCACUAUCUAAACUAACGCUGGCCUUCCAUCCCCCUCCUCCAUCCCCCUCCCGUGAAUCCAUGCCCUUCUAUAUAUUGGAAGCAUGCUGCUCUUUCCUAUGUGUAUGAUCAUCAGAGUCUCCACACAUACAUGUGGAGACCGAGGUCUUGCACGCCCACCCCCCUUCUCUUUCUCAGAGAAUUUUCCUCUCUUGUAUGCAAUAGUCCCAGUUGAAAUGAUUAUUUAUCAAUAAAUUCUGAUCAUAUAUUCAUUGAUAUCUCAAGAGCUGGACUCUGCAAUUUGUUUGGAAUCAUGAUUGUAAAAUGUCUGAGACUUUCUUCCAUAUAUAUGCAAGCUAUCUGACUAAUUUAGAGUUAAAGUUUUGGGAAGAAACCCCACGGCAGCUUAAUCAAAUUUGGCGUUUUUAUUCAAUCCCCUUAAGUAUAUUUACCUUCCAUUGUAUGAACGUUGUAUUUAAGUAAUUUCUUUCAUUGUUCAUAGCAGUUUUUUUUUCCUCAUUAUAUUAUGUCUUGGCCCAAGCAACAAAUUGUUAUUUAACAUUCAUUCCAGUUUAUGUAAUCCCGAUUCACGCCCUGUAUUGUAUGUUUAAACGGAACCUCUUUUGUCCCUUUACAACCCUCCUCUCCUAUGUCCAACCCCCGUCCCUUGUGAUUCCACCAACAGUCCUGCCUCUUUCCAUCGCGAGUGCUGCCUCAUUCAAAAACUCUGUGCAGAUUGACUUAAUAUGUAAAGAUCAUUCAAUGACACGAUUAUGCUGCCUCUGUUCAUGAAGUACUCUGACAUAGACGAUUCACUGGGAGCCGAGAUGAACGCAUCCAAACGUGUAUCUCUCUGUAUUACUGAACGUGACAUUACCCGCUGAUGUAGUCAUCGUGCAUUUUCAUCCGGACCUUGAGAUCAAUGCAUGGCUCUUCUUAAGAAAGGAGGAUCAUCUUCAAUGGAUAGGAUGCGCUCUGUUCUUCAGCCACCAUCUCGUCUCUUGCUUGAGAUAUUAUCACUUCAUCUCAUGGAAAGAAAGAGAUACCAUGCUGUAAGGGACAUCCACCUGACCAAUCCUGGUGCUGCUUGAUCAACUACUCAUCUCAUCCAGUCAGUUAAGAGGAACAUGAUUUAACCUACCAAGAUGUGACCAGACAAGGGUCUUGUUUCAUAAGACAAAUGCCGAAAUUAUGUGACAAAUUUGCUCUUUGCCAGUAGAAUUAAUGGAUAACUGAAUCUUUAAUACCUGUUAGUAAGAACAAGUUUCAUGAAUCAGGUCCCUAAGGAGCAGUUGUUCACAGUUAUUAAAAAUUACUGAAACCAAUUGGCCGAGAGCAAAUUUAUUGAUGAAAAUCACUUGCAAAGCACUUCAUGAAACCGUCCCUGGUCUUGACCUUAUGGAUUGAUUCUGACCUGGAGAGUACAGGGCGCUUAUCUCAACUGUAUCUUGUCUAGAAAGCGUAAUUGGUAGGGAUUUACUGUGUCCGGCUAUUGUGCAUUGAAUGUGCUCUCUCAUGACUGAUGGAGAACACGGUUCUGUACAUUUGCCUUGUGGAUACACGUAGGCCCUCUACCUUGCAGUUGUCUCUGGAUUUACAAAAAUAUGUCCAAACAGAGCACACACGAAGACAGAUGUUUCAACUUCACAUGUUACCAAAUUUGACAGUCAACAAAUUUCCAUAGAAAUAAAGUGGAAAUCGUCUGUGAUCAGUCAUUGCAUAUAUUCUAUCAUGAGAGACAAAAACAAUUGAUGAGAAACCGGUGAGUCUGGUAAAAAUACUAGGGUGACAGACUUUGUGAAGAGACUACUGGGGAAGGUUGCUGUGUAAAGUGGUACAAUGUACAUGUAUCUUCAUGUGAAAACUAUUACUCAAAUACUGUGCUUUUUUACUCUCCUGCCCAUCAUGACAUUUGUAUUGCUAUUAUUCUCUGUGUUUGAUUGUGUUGUCUCAGUAAUCUUUUCAUAAGCCCCGUUUCAGGACAUUUUCCCUAGAUUAAAGGACUCUUUAUUGUAUUAGCCAUGCCAUAAAAUUAAUUAAUGACUGGAACCAAAUUAGCCAUCAUACCAAGUUCAAUUGAUUGAAAGCCUGUGUACAAUUUACCUAUAAAAUGAUCAUGACUAAAAUCACGAAAUUUGACUUAAUACUUUUCCUCUAGACAUGUGAUGUUCAGUUUUACUAAAAUUCCUUGUUAUUUUUUUGUAUCAUUUAUUUUUUAGUCAUAUUUUAUGUAGGCAUUAUUUGCGUAGGAUUAUGUCUAGAGUCAGGGGUUCAUUUUUUUUCUUCAUUUUCUCUCUUUUAUAUUAUGUCUUUAUUGGAUAUUCCAUUGCAAUCAGGGAAUUUAUUUUAUUUAUAUCAGGAAAAUUGAAAUUAUGCUGUACAGGAACCAUAUUUAUUUCUUGUUUCUUAAUUCAAUGUCUCAACAAUAUUGCAUCAUGAUUGAUUUUCUGAAACACCCAUCUGUAAGUACAAAUUAAAUAGAAUAAUCAAUAGUAUCUGGGGAGAAUGAUGUUCAUAGUGCAAAAUAACCAACACCCAUGCUAGUGUCACAUCCUUACGUUAGUUUUUGUGUUGCUUUGUAUUUCUAGAACACAGACUUCAGAGGCCCUACAUCAAAAAAAUGUGAUUAAACAUGUUCACCAUGGCCUGGGCCCCCUCUUAUGAAGAGAUGCAAUUGAUCCGAUCAAUCGCAACUAUGAAAAGCCAGCAAUGUCAACAUCUAAAAUACAUGUUUGUUCUAAAUAUUUUCUAGAAAUGAUGUAUAUUCAUACAUUCACUGUUUUUCUGGACAAUUCAGUAUGCUUCUGUUUUCAAAGGACAUUGAGCGAAUUUCCUGAAGAAAAAAUUAUGACAUUGAUGGAUUUCCGUAUACUUGAGGUUGAUUGGAUCAAUCGUAACUCUUUGUAAGACGGGGCCCUGAUUUCACAAAGGUGGUUUCAAUUAUACCAUCGUACAAAACCAUGGGCGAUUCAGAUUUCUUGAAUUAUCACACUUUCAAGCAUGAAUUAUAAUGCGCCUUUUAUGGAGGGCGUGCAUUUAUUCUGUACCAUGGUACAAUUGGAACCUCCUUUGUGAAUUUGGGCUUAUGUGUGCAUGGGCCUGUGCUGGUUGCUUGUUUUGAUUUUUAAAUGACCCACAAGCAAGCACAAUUUUCCAUGCUCGAGUCCAUUCUUAUUGCAAUUUUUCUUGCACACUUGGAAGCAGCUAGAAACGUUGGAUAGCUGCUACCUAGACUCGCUACAUUGUGAACCCAGCUUGUACCGUAUGUCGUUUGCUUGUAACAGUGGCAUGUGCUAACUGUCUAUGAGCGAGAUGAUAUUCCAUGUACGACUGCUUCUAUCAUGUUCCUUAAAUUGCUGGAUCGAACUGUAAAAUGAUAACAUGGCAACUUGCAGCAUGAUUUGCAAAGGUGCAUCAUUGUCAACUGUAGUAGAAAACUAGUAAUAUGUACGUGCUGAUUCAUAGUAGCAAGUUUCAUUGACCCUGACAGAAAAGCAUGAAGUGCAAUUGCAUUGUGACUGCUCACAUAAUGAGUCAUGCUCAAGUUUAGUGGUACUCAAAAAGUUUUAGAGCAACAAUGAUCCCUAUGAUAGAUCAGUUGUUGGUGCUUGCAGCAUUUCAGGAGUUUGUAUUUACAAUGCACCCAUUAACAAUUUUUUUAGGAGGGUUGUUACAUGGAGAUUUAUGUUUUUCCAAAGGAGAUUUCCACCACAGACUUGAACCAAGACCCCUGUGAUCCAGCAGGGUUCCCACAGUCAUGGAAAAUCCUGGAAAAAUUUGUGGUCAUGGAGAGUCAGGGAAAAGUCAGAAUUUUGAAAAAUUUUAAUUGUGUCAUGGAAUUGUGUUCAAUUGUUUGAAUUUUGGGUGUUGGUGAAACGAAAAUGGUACCCUGGGCCCCGUAACACAAAGCUUAGCGAUGAAUAGCAAUUAUGAAAGAACACUUCUGAUUGGUUCCUGGUCGGUAUUUUGCGCCAAAUGCGUGUGUAAAAUUGAUCUUGAUUGGUCAGUUCAUUUAGCGAUCGAUCGCUUAUCUUUGUGUUACGAAGCCCUUGUCAGAAACAGCCCAUAUACUGAUGAUAAUAGAUGUACAUGUCAUGGGUAAGAUAGUGGGUGGAACGGAUGGCCGUUAGGGGAGGUGGAGGCCAUCAUAACGCGGGUGAUUUUGGAAACCGUGCCAGAAAGGAAGUCAUGGAAAGCAGCAAUUUAAUCAUGGAAUUCUGUUCUCAAAUUUCUGUGGGAACCCUGUCCAGAGUUCAGGACGUAAUCCACCAGACCAUGACAUCUCUUCUCAUGAAAUCCAACUAUUACGCAAAAUGGAGAUAAACCUUUUACUAGAACUUUAUGUGCUCUCUUCUCAGAUUGCCUUCUUUCAUCUGUCCCGUCUUUUAGAAUGCACAGAAUACUCGGCAUAUUGUUGAAAUCAGGAGUGUAAUGUAUUUGCAAGGUUCUGUACAUUGAAGAAGUGUGUGUAUGUGGGGAUGGCCACAUUAUCAUGUGUUAUAGAGCAGUAUUUUUCUCAAUUUCUUGUAUAGAUUCAUGUUUGAAAGUGAUGAAAUGAUGAAAAAAAAAUUCAUGCAACCACUUGUGAUGCUACAUUGAAGUGAAAACUAUUAUAAAAAAAAUAUGUAUUGUUAUAUUAUUAUAAUUAUUACUAUUCACUAUCACUUGAAAUCUGAUUUCUUAGUUUCUCUAAGUCAGGGUUUUAUAGCAAACCAAAUGAGUUUUCUUAUUUUUCUGUAUGCACCCAUGAUGAAAAUAUAGUGAAAUGAAAAUAGUUGUAUUUAUUAUAUGACUUGAUUUUUGUGUGUAGAUAAAGCAGAGAGUAUGAGUCGACAAAUUAUAGAAUCAUUUGAUUCAUUUGGAGAGAGAUAUAUUUUAUGUAACACUUGGCUCAUAACUUUUCCUUAGAAAAUUAUUUUUUCCCCUGACCACUUUCCCUUCAAAUAUCGUAUUGCAUGAUUGUUAUUAUUAUGUUUCAAUUUAUUUCAUUAUGUACUAUCUACAUGAUUCUUGCGAAUGAUAUAAUAAUUGUUAGCGGGAUGUUUAAUUCAACUAUACUGAAAUAAAAUGACAAUUUUUCAUCUUCAUUUUUGUGAUUAUCCCCUAAUUGAUGGAUUAUCUUUUUUGGUUGACACUUAACUUUUACAGAUAAUUGCAAAUCAUUUUGGUGGUCAGAUACUUUGGAAAUGUAAUAUUCCCUUCCUCAGGGAUUUAAUUACAUGGGGGCUUGGGACAAUUUAUUGCCCAUGAUAUGCUAAAGAGAGCCCAGGAAACAAACAAAAAAAGGGAGCCCGGAAAAUUCUCUUUCAUUGCAACGUUAACCCUAAGAAGGCUGGGGGGGGGGGCUGAUUCAGCCCCCCUCGACAUUUUUCGUGAUAAAUCUGCCGCAUGAAAUUUUGUGACCGCGUCGCUCACUGACUUUUUACAUUCAAGUCUCGCGCAACUUUUGAGACCUAAAUUGCGACCCCCAGGCACACGGUUCCGAAAUUACGCAACAUUUCGUAAGUGCAUACAGACCCAAAAUUGCUAAACGUGAAUUUGUGUACAAAUCCAAUGCAAAUAGUGUUUUUAGCCAAAAUUCAUAAAUGUAUUAUUAUUUUUCCUUUUACUGAUUGAAAUCAAUUAAUUCCAUCUUAUUUCUGGUCAAAAUAAAGUCCCCGACAAUUUCCAUUGAAAAAACAAUAAAAAAAAGAAAGUCGAAAAACAUAGAAAUACAUAAGAAAUUUACAAAACAAUAAAAGUACAUUUGAUCACAUUCAUAUAAAGUGUCCGUGUGCCAAGAAUUAGCAUUUUAGGGGCAUUAUUUAGUUAAUUAGAGCAAACUUUUGAUUUUACGCAUAAAUUAGCAUUAUUAAUUUGCAAUUAGAUUUUUCGCAGAAUUUGAUCUUGUAGUUUUGUAGAUUAUGCCAUGGGUAACGCGCGUGCCAAUUUUCAUCGCGAUCGCGCUAUCGAAGGCCGAGAUCAUAAGGGGGGCUGAAUCAGCCCCCCCUCAGUCUUCUUAGGCAUCGAAAUAGCCCAGUCUAUUUAGGGUUAGAGCUUUUCCAAUGUUUCAGAUUUGGGCAGUAACACCAACUAUGUUUGAGACUAAAUGCUCUAAACAUUGACCAUCAUACGACCACAGUAGACUACAGAACCUGAGGAGUCCUAUCCAAACUAGUAAUGGAUAUGUAUCUGUAGUUUGAUGCGCCAUCAUUUGACAGGGACAUUACUCACAUAAAACAGAAAAAACAUACCUCGUUGAGACUGAAUCAUAACAAGUUUGAUUGUACAUGGCUAGAACUGUUUCUCCAGUAAUUUGCAGAUUUUCUAUAAUCUAAUAUAUAUAUAUUGCUGUUUAUGAGCUUAGUGUUACAUGAAUUUGGUUCGUCAGUACCUCGUUCUCAUGAAAUUUGACAUUGAAAUGUGUGGUUCUCUUAUUUUAUUACUUUUUAAUUUACGUGCAUGUUCAUGUACAGGAGUUGUUCAAGGGGAGAAAAAAAACUUACGAAAAAUUGAAAUU
Molecule: messenger RNA, 8152 nt
Organism: Lytechinus pictus (painted urchin)
Lineage: Eukaryota; Metazoa; Echinodermata; Echinoidea; Temnopleuroida; Toxopneustidae
Product: ran-binding protein 10-like
Exons: 10
Coding region: 8-1690 (560 amino acids)
Molecular function (GO): protein binding
Source: RefSeq, a predicted model, not a curated record